GGUCCCGAUCGCCACUAGCCCUCGGGAGUCAUCAACGCUUCAGUCAGCAAAGCACUAACCACUAACGCCUGCUGUACGGACGCCUGCUGUGCUAACGCUAGCUCAGUUAUCUGCUCUGUCAGACGGUGUCAGACGUGGCACAAUCCAUCAAUCUAUCACGCAUUAGAUGCAUCGCGUCGCAUCAGAUCUCGAGUCUCGACGCGCGACGGCAUCAGAAGCGAGUGCGAGCGCAGAUUCUCUAGAUUCUCUACACUAGAUUCUCCUGGACUCUCCGUGCUGUAUCUACAGUAAUGUAUCACUGUAUCCAGAUAAGCAGAACCCAGAUCCUCGUCGGGGGUCACCGGUCACCGGUCACCUGUCUGUCUGUCUGUCUGUCUGUCUGUCUGUCUGUUCUGAGUUGCGCGCUAUCUGGCUUAUCGAUAUCUAAUAUCUAAUAUCUGUCGGGAUUCGGGAAGAUGGGUCGCGCGAGAUGUGGAUCGCGACUCUGGCCUCGGGGACGGCCAGCGCGAGAGCGUGAGCGAAGGUGGGGUCAUGGGUGGGUAUGGACGCACUGUACGCGCCCGAAGCAGCCAGACCGAAUACGCCGGUCCAUGAAUGCAUGACCGCUCGACCUGACAGCAGCACAUGGAAGCUCGCACUCGGAUCCCUCCGCGUGCAUCUCACCCUACUAUCACAAUUCGCACCGCAGCAGAACGCAGCAGAACGACGUCGAUGAGCAUUACGGUGUGCUGUGCUGCGCCUGCUGGGCAGUGUGUAUGUAUUACAGUGUGGAUGUGAACUCGUACGGUAUGCACAGCCGUCGGUUUACCAAUGGGCUGCCUUGCCUGGCUUCCUAUCCAGUUGGGCAGAGAAGCCCGCAUAUCAUCCAUCAUUUGGACGGGACGCUGCAUGUUGGAGUUUGCUCUUGAGUUGUAUCAUGUCGGACGAGAGGGAGCAGGGAAGCCGCCUGGAGUGAUGAUGCUGCGUGUGGGGAGUACGGCGAGGCGCGAGGCGCGAGAGUCUGAGUCUGGCAAGGUGCGACGCGGCGCAACGCAUCUGAGACGAGCGCGGGGCUGAUUGCGGUGCACGCUGUAUCCGAGGGGAAGGCGCGAUGCGCGCGGCGGCGGGACAUGGAGAUCGCGCUGCGCUGCGGAUCGUGCCUCCGAGGAGGGAGGGAUCGCCCAAGACUGAGUAGGCCAAGACUUCGUCCGAGAUCGUCCACCCGCGUCGACGCGCCGCAAACGGACAUCGACACCGAGGGCUCCACGUCCAUGUCAUCGAGGGGACGUGCGCCAGUACUGUACACUGCCGAAGCUCCGCGACAGAAUCGCGCGGCGUGCUUAUUACCGUGGUAUAUGGGGGUGUGGAGGACAAGUAUGGGAUGGUCUGGAUCGUCCGGUGGGGCAGGGUGGAGCUUGUCAAGCCCUGUCAAGCCGCCACGAGCCGUGUCGAGCCACGCGCCGCAACACGCAACAGGCGACAGGAGUGCAACGGGCAACAGGCGGCAACGGGCGACAAGGAAAAUCCACCUCUGAUGGCAUGAGCGAACGAGCCCGCAUCACGGGGACGCAACGAUUGCCGGCUUGGGAGAGCAGACCGCCCGCGCCGCCCUCAAUCGAGUCGCGCACGAGCAAGUCGCUCGCGCUCGCGUUCGACGACGCCGCGCCGAGGUUGACC
This is a messenger RNA of Heterobasidion irregulare TC 32-1, 1656 nucleotides long. RefSeq lists its product as uncharacterized. Bases 1110 to 1514 code for a protein of 134 amino acids. The record is from RefSeq and is a predicted model, not a curated record. The transcript has a single exon. NCBI's taxonomy places the organism in Eukaryota, Fungi, Basidiomycota, Agaricomycetes, Russulales, Bondarzewiaceae.